This is a messenger RNA of Monascus purpureus, 1633 nucleotides long. NCBI's taxonomy places the organism in Eukaryota, Fungi, Ascomycota, Eurotiomycetes, Eurotiales, Aspergillaceae. The record is from the annotation of a GenBank genome assembly.
CUCUCCUCGACUUCUCUCUGUUGCUCCACUCUUUCCUUCCUGUCUCUCAUUGUUUCCCCCGUGCGGAGGGCUGGAAUGUGAGCUGCCUUUUUUAUGAUUCACCACCACACGACUCAUUGAUGCGCAUUGUUCGUUCCCUCGUCCUGUGACCUCAAUGUCUCUCUCAUACCCUCAGGAUUCCCGUCGACGGAUCGGGGCUGGCAGGGGCUUUAGUGCGACUGGUCGCCGCACUGUCUUGGGGUACUGGGUACCUCUGGCUUUGACGGUCGGUAUCGCAACGAUUGGCGUUGCGGCAUGGAUAUGGAGUGAACGGAAUGACGAUGACGACGACGAUUACCCCAAAGACGAUGAUAGCGGAGACGAACGCCCUCCUCCUCCCCCGGGACCUGGUUCCAUUUCUGGUGGAUAUCCUCCUGUUGAACCGGGUGCAGCCUUUCCGACGCCCGGAGCUCCGGGGUUCCGUGAAAUAUCUCAGCCGGAGGAUAGCGGGAUGUUUGCGCGCAUGCAGGGAGCCUUGCGCCGUACACCCAGCCCUCAACAGAUCUUCGACGGUGCCAGCAGGAAAGUCGCUGCCGGCGUCGCUGCAGCUGGAGCGUUCGUGGGUCUCACCCCCAUUCGCGAAGAAGGCAGAGGCGACUUUGAAGAUCACACCAAGUGGUCGGAGGAGGUCGAGUCCAGGGCUAAUGAACGGGAUCAACAAGCCGCAAUUGCGCCUGUGAUGAGUGGAGCCUUAUCGACUCAGGCAGCUACUCCCCUCCAGCCUAGCCUUGACAAGAAGAAGAAGAAGAAGAAGACGGUCGCAAUCGUUGUAUCAUCAGUGUCCCCACAACAUGAUCCAGAUGGUUUUAAUACAGAGCACGCUUCUAUCCUUUCUCAUCUCCCUGAACACGUCGACCAGGAUACCUCCAGAGUUUUUGUUCUAAUCUAUGCCCCCGAGCUGAAGCAUGCAAUCAGCCAGGGAGCUUCGUCCCAUCCGACUCUUUCAGUCGCAUCGUCCUAUUCUAACAUUGCUCGCGAGGAGGCCGAGUCUGGUGCUGAGUCACCCAGCGAAGGAGCAAAUGAACUUGAAGGGACGACGCCUUUCUUCAAGACCCUGUACACCCAAGCGCAGUCUAUUGUUGAGAAAGACACCAUGAUCUUGCCGUUCAGCACUAAGGCGGGUCAUGUUCAUCUUAUACGUCACCUAUCACCCGACCUUGUCUAUAUCCAAGAAUCCCUAACAGGGAAUGAAGGGGACCUUGUCCAUCACAUGUCCGGGUGGGUCAGACAGGUUGUUGUGGUCGUGGGAGACGAAGGUGGGCGUGGUGGUCUCAUCGACAGCGAGGAUGAGUCGACGCUUGCAGAUAAGGGGGAGAAGUGGUGGCAGAGAGAGGGGAUUACAGGAAUUGGAAAACGGAUUGACGUUGUAGACGUCCUCCGGGUAGGGGAUGACUGGCGACGACGUGUUCAAGGCCAUGACUAGAAAGAGAUCUGGUCUCCUCGAGGACUCACGAUGUCGAAACGCCACUACAUGGGGCCACCAUGCUUGUAUUUUUUUAUUGUUGCGCUUAUGAUUUUAGGAAUUAGGGUUCUUUGCUUUACUGGUAAUAAUGUAGCCCCUUCUGGUCUUAAACCCAAGUUGAAAAGAAGAAUC